Messenger RNA from Mangifera indica (mango), 1240 nucleotides. RefSeq names its product myb-related protein 308-like. The transcript has 2 exons. Bases 312 to 1154 code for a protein of 280 amino acids. The record is from RefSeq and is a predicted model, not a curated record. NCBI's taxonomy places the organism in Eukaryota, Viridiplantae, Streptophyta, Magnoliopsida, Sapindales, Anacardiaceae.
UAUUUGAUGGUAUAAGUAGCUGUAAAUUUAGCAAAAAUAAGUAUUACAUCCCACUACCCUUUAUAGUUUGCAGCCAAACCUCCUCUUCUUAAAUUUGUAGUCACCGUUGCGAUUAUUUAGAAACUCUCCACAAACAUUGUGAGGGAAAUGAUCUCACAAGUCCGAUUUUAUGGUAACGGGUUUCGAAAAGGAGAAGCCGCCAUUGUCGUUUCUUGUGGUUGAUGUCUAAAAGCAUCAGUCACAGGAUCUCAUUGUCUGCCUGUCAACUAAAUUCUUUUAUUUUCUCUCUCUUGUGAUAUUCUCAAAGAAGAAUGGGAAGGGCUCCUUGUUGUUCUAAGGUUGGGUUGCAUAGAGGUCCGUGGACUCCAAGAGAAGACACUUUGCUUACCAAAUACAUUCAAGCACAUGGUGAAGGUCACUGGAGAUCAUUGCCUAAAAAAGCUGGGCUUCUUAGGUGUGGAAAGAGUUGCAGAUUAAGAUGGAUGAACUAUCUAAGACCAGACAUAAAGAGAGGGAACAUAACUCCUGAUGAGGAAGAUCUUAUUAUCAGACUGCAUGCGCUACUUGGGAAUCGAUGGUCUCUCAUUGCAGGAAGGCUUCCGGGUCGAACCGAUAACGAGAUAAAGAAUUAUUGGAAUACCCAUCUCAGCAAAAGACUGAGAAACCAAGGAACCGACCCAAAAACCCAUAGGAAAUUAUCAGAUGAGGCAGUUAGUCAAGAUGCAAGGAAGAGAAGAAAUAGCAAAAACAAUAACCAUAGAAGGAGCCAGAAUUAUAAUAGAAAUAAAACCAAUCCAUCAGUGGAGCCACUAAAACACCAGGUCCAUCUCCCAAAGCCAAUUAGGGUUACUUCUUUCGUUGUACCAAUAAAUGAAAGUUUUAAGUUCAAUAAUUUAUCGCAUGGCGACGGAGAUGGAGAAGUGGGUACUACAGAAGUUCCUUGUUAUAGUUUCAAAGAUAGCGACAACGGAGCUGGAUUCCUUGUAGGCGAUAAUGAUGACAUAGUUAACGGAAGUGAUUUUGACUACCAAAUGUCUCAGGUAUUCACCGGUGAAAACACGUUAGAGAAGCUUUACGAAGAAUAUCUACAGAUUUUGAAGAAUGAAGAUGACCAAGUUCAGCUCGAUUCAUUUGCUGAAUCAUUGUUAAUUUGAAAAAAAAAAAAAAAACUUUUUGUGAGCUUACGCAUGUCGAUCUGUCGGUUGGGUGAAGGAAUUUAAUGCUUAGAUGAUUCUUAAUA